AGGAGAGACGGAGAGAGACAGAGAAAGGGAAGCGACAGGAUCCAACACACGGAGAAAAGCUGUUGCUGCAGGAACCACGUUGUUAUCCAUCACGUCUGUUUUUGCCUUUUUUUUUCUUCCCAGAAAUCGUGUCUACAUGAUCGUUGUGCGACAUACAAACAGAUGAGCUGUCUUGUCGAAACCAAAUCGUUAGUGAAACAAGCAGAUUGAUUCACUGAUUGUCGCGGGCGGAUAUAUAGCUAUUAUAUAAAUACAAACCCAAACGUCCUCCGGAGAAACAACAGUUGCCAUGGAAACGGUUUUGCUCUUCCUCUCCUCACUCCUGGUGUGUGUAGCUGCUGAAUCAGACAGCAGUGUUAUGGAGGAGCAUUCAGUGGCUGAAAAUCCUUUUAUUUAUGAUUAUGAGAGUUUGAGAAUUGGGGGAUUGACGUUUGCUGUGAUCCUGUUUAUGAUGGGCAUCCUUCUAAUCCUCAGUCGACGAUGCCGCUGUGGAGGAAAACAGAAGCCCAGGGCCCCUGGAGAGGAGGCACAAGAGGAAAACCUCAUUGUCACCAAGGGAUCACCCACACAAGUCCACACACACCUGGGCAGAGGUAAUACAGAACCUUCAGCUCCUCAGCUGAGUCAAGAGAACUCACACAGACAAAACACCAUGUCUUCGGCAAAAGAUGCAGCAACUGACUGGGAUGCAGACUUUACAUACGAUUAUGAAACACUGCGUGUGGGAGGACUGGUCUUUGCCGGGGUUGUGGUGUUCCUUUCCUUGAUUCUGUUGCUUGGUAACAAGGUCAGAAACUGUGGCAAACCCAAGCGUAAACCUGUUCUAGAAGAAGAUUACUGAGCCAAGCUAUGGAAGCAACCGAAAAACACAAAAGGAUGCAAGAAUAUGCUGCUGUCAAUUGUUAAGUGUGACAUGAAAACAUUUUGUAUUAAUAAAGUAUAUAUAAGCGAAAUGCAAUGUUGCUAAGUCCUUGAGGCACAAGAAGAAGAGCAAGAAGAAGAUGCCUGGAUUUCAAACACAGAAAAGAAGCAAAUACUAAAUGCAGUAAAGAAAACUUCCUUUCAUUGUCAUGA
Molecule: messenger RNA, 1074 nt
Organism: Gambusia affinis (western mosquitofish)
Lineage: Eukaryota; Metazoa; Chordata; Actinopteri; Cyprinodontiformes; Poeciliidae
Gene: fxyd6
Product: FXYD domain containing ion transport regulator 6
Exons: 13
Coding region: 290-841 (183 amino acids)
Biological process (GO): regulation of sodium ion transmembrane transporter activity
Cellular component (GO): membrane
Molecular function (GO): sodium channel regulator activity
Source: RefSeq, a predicted model, not a curated record